ACCUCAGACUUCAGACCUAGUGGUCUUUUAUCUAUGCUUCAGACUUCUGUUGCAAUAAUGUGUCACAUGUGCGAUGUGUCAGAUUUUAAUAUUAUUUAUUUAUGUACAUUGUACAAUAAUGAUAAGAAAUCAUGAUACUUUGAUAAGAUAAAAGAUAAUUUAUAAUUGUUGUUAAUUCUUCCUGUUCGUGCCGAGUGCCGACUGCCGAGACUGUCCAGUGUCUCCGCUCAAUAAUCAUCUCUAGGCAAACAAUAAAAAACUGUCAAACAUCAAAAAAUUUUCUUAGGUUUCUCAUGAGAGAAAUCCUCAUUAAAAAGUGAAGGCAUUCCGUUGACGCUGGCAACGAAACCGCGCGGUGUGAAAUCAUUUAAAUAUUGUGCACACGCCACAUACGUCUUGAGUAAUAAUAAUAGAGCUGUGUGUACUUUGUACAUUCAUUGUACGUGUUAACGUGAAAAACGUUUGUCUCGUGAAAUCGCAUUAUGCAACAACAAUCGUUUCAAUGGGCAUAACCAAGUAUCAAUGGACGAAAGGGUAAGCAUCCGUGGUAAUACAAAGCCUCUAAGGAAAUAUGGCAGCAUAAGUAACAACACAAACUUUGUACGCAAUGAGCACUACAUCAAACAUGUUGUCACGGCGACAGACACAUUGCAAGGGCUUGCACUUAAGUACAGUGUGACGACUGAGCAAAUACGAAAUGCCAACCGACUGUUCACGAAUGACAGUUUGUUCUUAAGGGAACAUCUAAACAUACCUACUUACGAUAUCAAUGCCACUGGAACAAGCAACUUCCAAAAUGACAAAGGGUCAAAACCACCCAAUAUAUCACCAAUUGAAGAGCACAACAUCGAUGACUGUAAUAAUUUCUUAAAUAAAAUAGAUAACAAAAUUGCUAGUGCAAGAGCUCAAGUUAUAGAUAGUCAAGACAGAAGUGUGUACUGUCCAGAAGAACAAGUACUGUUUACACGCCAACGAUUAACAAGUCGUAGAAUACAGGGUCCUUCAAUAAGUACAGAUGAAAUACCUAUAAUAGUGACCCAGAAUAUAAAGUUAAUGAGUUCACGGCAGCGGCUGGAACAAGAGGAAGAAGAAAUGUUUACUCUGUGAUAAAUAAUAAUAUAAUGUACCUAGCCAAUAUUAUGUUUAACUAUAACUAUUUCAUAGUAACUAUCUUAAAAUAAUUUUGAUUGAAAUGUUGACAUAUUAAUAUAAUCUAACUGAAUUGUAACUUGUUUCUAAAAAUCUGUUGUAAUGUAAUUAACUUUCAAUCUAAGUAAGGUUGUGGUUAUGUAAUUAUUUAUGUUUAAAAUUACAUUUAUUUCUUGCCUAUAUUUGACAUGUAACAAAUUAUGUGUUUGGUUCCGUUUCAAUGUUGUAAUUUAAAAUAUUAUUUUUGAUCAAUAAAUUGUGUUUUCUGUUAA
Molecule: messenger RNA, 1421 nt
Organism: Myzus persicae (green peach aphid)
Lineage: Eukaryota; Metazoa; Arthropoda; Insecta; Hemiptera; Aphididae
Product: lysM and putative peptidoglycan-binding domain-containing protein 1-like
Exons: 4
Coding region: 523-1107 (194 amino acids)
Source: RefSeq, a predicted model, not a curated record